CUUAAGAAAGACACGGCUCCAUAUCAACGCUUCAGAGGUAAGGAGGUAUCUCUUUUGGUCUGCCCCAUCGUUCUCGAAUCCCAUCCCUUCUGUCUUCCAAGGCCCGGCCAUAUUCCUGGCAUUAUCAUUUGCCAUCUCAUACGCGACAUUGUUACGUUACCCUUGUCUGUAUUCCGUUCGCGGCUAACUCAAACCUGUCAAGACUUCCAAGACCAUGAACGCUGCUCCCCGGCCGACUUUCACGGGGUUCGUGGCGACCACGAUUGUAAGUCGCUCUCCUUUCGUUUGACGCCCCUUGCCGCCGUCAUCGGCACCCAAUGGCUCUCCUUGACCCCCCGCCGCCCGACUACUUACUGCCUGGUAGCGAGCAAUGCACUGAUUCUGUCGAACAGGACGCCGCGUACCUCGUCGAGGCGGCGGCGGUGGCUAGGACACUGCCACGCCUCGUGGGCUGCAACGGGGACGCCCGAACCCUGGUGCGGAGCGGCGCCGUGCUCGUCCACGGGGACGAGUACAAGCGCUGGAAGGACGGGCGGAAGUGGUCGGACGGCCGGAACCUGAAGAACGGGUUCAACAUUUACCGGGAGCUGGCCACCGACCCCGCCGACUGCAUGACCAGGGAGGAGCUCGUAGGUUUUUUUUUUUUCUUUUCCCUUCCCCUCCUCUCUCUCUCUCUCUCUCUCUUUCUCUCUUAAAGGAUG
Messenger RNA from Thermothelomyces thermophilus ATCC 42464, 701 nucleotides. RefSeq lists its product as uncharacterized. The transcript has a single exon. The record is from RefSeq and is a predicted model, not a curated record. The coding region runs from base 318 to 695 and encodes 125 amino acids. Lineage: Eukaryota; Fungi; Ascomycota; Sordariomycetes; Sordariales; Chaetomiaceae.